CCCCUCGGUCGCACCGACUAGGAGCCUGGGGCCGGGGAAGGGGCCGCGGCUCAGCGGUAUGACUCGCCGCCAGCGCCGCAGCUCUCCCCGAGAGGUGAGGACCCGGGACUGCGCCGAGGGCUGCGGAGUGCGGGCGCCCGGUCCCCGACGGGUCCCCUGUACUCUUCGCGGGUGCUGCAACCCCCUGAUUCCCUUGGCCGGGUGUGGGAGCUCAGUUCCCGCUCUUCCCGCUUUCCGAUCCGGUUGUGCCCGGCAUCCUUCGAGAUGGCCAGUAAUCCAUGCACCAGGUAGCAUUCUGCACCAACUUUGAAUGUCAACAGGAAGUUACUGGACAGCAAACUUCCAAGAUCAUAACUUGCUGCUGAAACAACUUGGAAAAGAAGCAAACCAGAGUUGAAACCAUGGCAAAAAUAACUAGAGCUGGGCCUGCCUCCCCUCCCGAUGGAGGCUGGGGCUGGAUGAUUGUGGCUGGCUGCUUCCUGGUUACCAUCUGCACCCGGGCAGUCACCAGAUGUAUCUCCAUUUUUUUUGUGGAGUUUCAGACGUACUUUGCUCAGGACUAUUCACAAACAGCAUGGAUCCAUUCUAUUGCAGACUGCAUGACGAUGCUCUGUGCUCCACUUGGGAGUGUUGUGAGUAACCACUUAUCCUGUCAAGUGGGAAUCAUGCUGGGUGGCUUGCUUGCAUCUACUGGUUUCAUCCUGGGCUCAUUUGCCACCAGCCUGAAGCAUCUCUACCUCACUCUGGGCGUUCUUACAGGUCUCGGAUUUGCACUUUGUUACUCUCCGGCUAUUGCCAUGGUUGGCAAGUAUUUCAGCCGACGGAAAGCCCUGGCUUAUGGGAUUGCCUUAUCAGGGAGUGGUAUUGGCACCUUCAUCCUGGCUCCCAUCGUUCAGCUCCUUAUUGAACAGUUUUCCUGGCGAGGAGCGUUACUCAUUCUUGGGGGCUUUGUUUUGAAUCUCUGUGUUUGUGGUGCCUUGAUGCGUCCAAUCACUCUUAAAGAGGACCAUUCAAGUUCAGAGAAGAACCAUGACCAUGGAACUCAGAAAGAAGACUAUUCACCUCUGACCAAAGAAUGGGCACAAACCUCCCUUUGCUGCUCUUUGCAGCGGGAAUACAGUUUUUUACUGAUGUCAGACUUCGUCGUGUUAGCUGUCUCUGUUCUAUUCAUGGCUUAUGGCUGCAGCCCUCUGUUUGUGUACUUGGUACCUUAUGCUUUGAGUGUUGGAGUGAGUCACCAGCAAGCUGCCUUUCUUAUGUCUAUACUUGGGGUGAUUGACAUCAUUGGCAAUAUCACAUUUGGAUGGCUGACUGACAGAAGGUUUCUGAAGAAUUACCGAUAUGUUUGCUACCUCUUUGCUGUGGGACUAGAUGGGCUGUGCUAUCUCUGUCUCCCAAUGCUCCAAAGCCUCCCCCUCCUCGUGCCUUUCUCUUGUACCUUUGGCUACUUUGAUGGAGCCUAUGUGACACUGAUCCCAGUAGUGACUGCAGAAAUAGUGGGGACCACCUCUUUAUCAUCAGCACUUGGUGUGGUAUACUUCCUUCAUGCGGUGCCGUACUUGGUGAGCCCUCCCAUUGCAGGAUGGCUGGUAGACACGACUGGCAGUUACACCGCAGCAUUCCUUCUCUGUGGAUUUUCCAUGAUAUUUAGUUCCGUGUUGCUUGGCUUUGCUAGAUUUGUAAAGAAGGUGAAAAGAACCCAGCUGCGGUUCCUUGCCAAAGAAUCCGAUCCCAAGCUGCAGCUAUGGAACAAUGGAUCAGUGGCUUAUUCUGUGGCAAGGCAAUUAGAUCAGAAAGAUGAAGGCGCCUUGGCGAUGGCAGUGUCUGGUUGCAACCUCACAUGACCAGCGGCCUUGAACCUGGGACUCUUCAAGGCUGAUGGACCUGAGGCCACCAGAUUGCUCCUGAUUUGAAAGUAUUCUAUUUUGGCAGAAGAAUUGCCUUUCAAGAAAAACUUUAGUACUGUUUUCUUAACAUAUUUAUAAGGGGAAAUAGCCAAUAACAAAGAAAUCUAGAGCAGCUUAGAAUUUUCUCAUUUGGGAUUUGUGCUCACCAUCAAGCUUAGCUCCACUGGGGAAGAUAAGGACAGAGUUGAUGGAAUCAGCUGCAUUUAGGAAUAAUGGCGUCACCACAGUAGAGGGCACCGGGCAACAGGUUUAUCGUCCCUAACUCCCUGCCCCAUCUUUCCUCCUCAUUUAGAAGGUGAAGGCAAACACCUUGUGCUGUUGGCAGAAUAGGGAAUCACAACAGGUGUGCUGGUAGUGCGUGAAGAUGCCAAAACAGUGUCAUGGCAGAGCGUCUCAUACUUUUAAAAUCUGGCUAAGGAAUAUUUGCAAUUUUUUAAAGGCUGUGAUUAAUAUAAAAGGAGAUUGUCUUUUAUUCCCCUCUUAGUCUUCAGACCAGCCCUUGCCUCUGCCAAUGAGUAGGCAUCACUUUGAGAGUUCAGUCAAUAACGAAAUGCCGUGGUUGGGAUGGACUUGGAAGGGUGGCUGGUAAGAUCUUCUGUUUGAAACUGUCCCACUGAAACAGGAAGUUCUUCUGCUAAGACUGUUCCAGACACUUACCCUGUCACUGCCACAUACUUAGGCUAAAUUUCACAGAACUUGAGUCAUGGAGCAGCCUCUCCAUCUUUUAUGAAAUGUUAGUAAUACCCCAAUACUUUGAAUUUUUGUUUCUUCAGAAAGAAGUUCUGAUUUGAACUGCAGACAAAUUCCUGUUAGGAACAAAAAUGUUGACAGUAUUCCAACUGAGCAGUAAUUGAAUUCUUGAAUCAGCAGGUAUCUGGUGGGAGUUGUCUUUGCAGAUCGGUCAUUAGAUUCAUCAUUGCCCAAUAGAGGGCUUGGGGGUUUUAACCUGAAAAAUAUUAUCUUAGAGAUACUCUGCAAAUGGCAUUCCAUUCUCUCUUUACAAUUUUGCAUAACACUUAGAAACUUGACUCAUUAGAUUAGAAGAGUUUGCUCAUUCUCAAAAGUCCCACUUUUCUGUGAUUUGGGAUCAUUUCUGAACUUUUACAGAGGGAGGGCAUAGAGAUUGAAGAGGAAGACCAGGGCCGUCAGUUUAUCUCCACCUGUUUCAUAUCUGCUGAAUUAGAAUCCUGAAUCCCAAAUCAUGCCACACCUGCAAAUAAGGACAGAUUAUGUAAUUAACAGAGGGAUUUUUAAUUAUUCAAGUGUUUAAAUCCAAGAAUCAAAGCCAUUUAACCUACUGCCCCUGCCCCUACCCCUAGGCUUCACAAGUGCCUUUGCCAGACCUGGUGCUGAGAGAGAUAACAAAGAAUUGAGGAAAAUCCUAGAUUGGCUAAUGAGGCCUUGCUUGAACUGGAUUAUUUUCAUGUUGCUGUAUUAUUUUCAUAAUGAUAUACUAGCUUGAUUUGAUGAAAAAAUGGUAAUAUUUCAUUAUAGUUUCCCACAGAGAAAUUUGAAUGUUAUAUCUUACCUUUAGACUUUAAUUUUGAAUUCAUUCACUUUGUAAUUUGUGAUUUAAAAUUAUUUGGGCUAUAUCCUUAAAAAUUCAACAUUAAAAUGAAAUUAUACAUGUUUGGAAUAGCACUUUACCUUAAAUGUCACCUUUUAAAUCUUAAAACCGGUUUUUGAAAUAUGCCUGUUCUUAUUCAUUUUUUUCAGUGUUGAUUAUAGAAAACUUUUGCUCAUGUGGUUCUACAAUAUAAUUUCUCUGUUUUAACUAUUUAUGACAAACUAGAAUAGUGAUUAAGAGAAAAAAAAAUAUUUUGACUUUAUACAUAAAAUAAAUUUGCAUUUUUACUUUCUUGGAGCAGCAUUUUAAGAAAACCAGGAGGGAAAAUGUAGAUUUCAAAGUGUACAAUUUUGACACCUAUACAAAAUUUUGCUGUCAAUAUUCUGUGUACCUAAACUGUUGGUUUCCAAACUAAAGAAUGUGUGGGCAUGAUGUAUUUUAUGGGAUCAAGAACAAAAUUACAGUGGAAUGAUUCUAUGCCUUAAUUUUGGUUUAUGCAACUCUAAGUUCUCCCUUGGAACUAAGUAGAAAGACAGAAAAAUUAUGUAAUUCUCUGAUGUACCAUUGGUCCCAUUGUUCAAAUUAUAAUUUUACAAGUGGAUCAGAUAUGUAAGCUAAUGUUUUCCUAUUUCAAAGUCAAAAUAAAAUGCAUUUUUAGCCACA
Molecule: messenger RNA, 4137 nt
Organism: Nannospalax galili (Upper Galilee mountains blind mole rat)
Lineage: Eukaryota; Metazoa; Chordata; Mammalia; Rodentia; Spalacidae
Gene: Slc16a12
Product: solute carrier family 16 member 12
Exons: 7
Coding region: 402-1844 (480 amino acids)
Biological process (GO): monocarboxylic acid transport; transmembrane transport
Molecular function (GO): monocarboxylic acid transmembrane transporter activity
Source: RefSeq, a predicted model, not a curated record